CGUUUUGGAUUUGCUAUGUGUGGGAACAAAAUAGUGAAAUCCACAGAGCGCGCGUGAUUUUUUCCAUGGCCACUCUCAUUCUCAACACUUCCACUCCCUCCCAAUUCACCUUCCAACCUAAUACAAUUCCAAACCCUAAUUUCAUUUCUCUCAAUCUCAAUUUCAACAAACGCUCAUCACGUUCCACCUCUUCCCUUCGCGCAACACACCAAGAUUCCAACCCUCAAAAUCCACAAGAUGCCGAGGUCGACAAUUUGGGAGUUAAAGCUGCUCUUUCCAUCUUGAGAUUCUACAAAAGAGAACUUAUGGAGUUGGUUAAGCUGAAAACACAGCUUAUGCAUAUUUCAUAAGCUGUUUCUAUAAGUUCUGAGAAAUGGGUGUGUACCUGAAUGAACAGUAAACCAUCUGGGUAACUGAGUAUCCGUUUCUGUUAGCCUUUGAUGUGACAAUUAACUGUCUAACCAUCUUUCAGAUGCUAGAUGAGGGUGUUUGCUUGACAGAUACAUUUCAUAAGGUUAUUAGGUCUGAGACCUACGUUAGCAUUUGGUACUGGGCCAAGAUUAUCUCGAAGAAAAAGUAAAACAAGAAAAAAGACAAAAGUUGUUUUGUUCGAAUCGGAUGUCAAAAGUUAGCUUCACUAUAGCGGGCCCUUUUAGGAAUUUGAGUCAUUGUAUCAUCAUUAUGUGUUGAUUUUGUUCAUGUAUAUGUA
Molecule: messenger RNA, 709 nt
Organism: Lathyrus oleraceus (garden pea)
Lineage: Eukaryota; Viridiplantae; Streptophyta; Magnoliopsida; Fabales; Fabaceae
Product: UPF0161 protein At3g09310
Exons: 3
Coding region: 66-350 (94 amino acids)
Source: RefSeq, a predicted model, not a curated record